AUGAAGUUCGCCCUCUUCUUCAUCACCCUCGUCGCUCUCUUUCAGAUCGCCCUGGCCUCGCCCUCCAUCAACGGGUACAACGACGCCCCUCCCACCCCUCACCGCGCCUACUCUCACCCCCGAACUUCUCCCUCGCCUUCUCCCCGUCCCGGACACCAUCGUUGGAACCACGACCACAAGUCUAGGUUGGAGAGGCUCGUCAGCGAGAACAGGCCUGCCAAGAAGAUGGUCGAGGUCGGGGACGAGUUGGUCCAGAAGCGUAGGGUCUGGGGGUCGAAGAGCAGGAAGGCUUAG
Molecule: messenger RNA, 294 nt
Organism: Filobasidium floriforme
Lineage: Eukaryota; Fungi; Basidiomycota; Tremellomycetes; Filobasidiales; Filobasidiaceae
Exons: 2
Coding region: 1-294 (97 amino acids)
Source: RefSeq, a predicted model, not a curated record